Molecule: messenger RNA, 4641 nt
Organism: Coregonus sp. 'balchen'
Lineage: Eukaryota; Metazoa; Chordata; Actinopteri; Salmoniformes; Salmonidae
Source: the annotation of a GenBank genome assembly
GGCGGGGAUUGGUCAGAUCAGAGUCACAAGUUUAUGUGGGCGGAAAAAAAUAGUGUUCUGUACUGCCCUCCUCCGGUCUAGACAGAACAAUUGAGUCUGCGCUUCAGGGAAAAUGGUAAGUUGUUGCUGAGGUGGGUUGAAAAACCUCAAUAAAUGUAUUUUGCUAGGGCUUAUUUUCAAGUAGCAACCAUUUGACACCCUCUGCCUGUAUAAUCGCCUCUUUAAUUCGAAAUGAGUUUCGCUUUCUGUACAAUGUUUUUAAAUAUGCAGUUGUUCCACCCAGCUCAUUGUGAUAUACUGCAACAUGUGACGGUAAGGAGCAUAGAUAGAUAGAUAGUUAGCUAGCUGGCUAACUGAUAACCCCAUGCAUUGUCUGAGAAAGUUAGCCACAUCAAAUUCCAUUGUAAUUACCCUAGCUUCUCGAUGAAACCAGCUAAUUUCAGAUCGUCAAAGUGCCGUGACCAUUCUGUGUCAGAUUCUAUGCGCUUUGUUGUAUAGAACGCAAGCCAGCUAGCUAGUUAGAUACGCAUUUCCUGUAGUUUGCUAGACCUAACUAGCUAGCUAGCUACAUUUGGCUUCAAGACAAAUUAAACUCGGCAUUGUCAGGGAUGCGCAUCUCUCGUAUUUGACAGUACCACAUAUUUAUAUAACCCUGUAGUUGCUAAAUCAUUGCACGUCGUUAUUUCCUAUUACCUGUCAAAUCAAAUCCAGAGCAGGCCAUUGAACAAAGGAAUUUAACCCAUCAUGAACAAUGAUUCUGGAAUGUUAUGUAAAUGAAGAUGCCUGCUCAUUCCAAAAAGACACAUAAAUGAUCAGGUGUGAUCAUGGAUGGCAGCAAUUAUUUCACAAGUUAAUAGAAUUUGCAAGUUCAGAGACAUGAUAUCUAACGCUUUGAGGUGUGAAUGACCAUCAUUAUUAUUCUGUAGGCUAUCAUCAAAAGUUCCCAAUCAUGUGUUAGAGGGAUCUGAUCUCCUUUGAAAUGAGAAAUCAUAACAAUCCUUAUUCCUGUUCCCAUAUUCAUAAAGCCUUUUAGAGUAGGAGCGCUGAUCUGGGAUCAGGUCCCUCCCCUUGUCCAUGUAAUCGUAUGUAUUAUCUAAAAAGCAAAACGGAUCCUAGAUCAGCACUCCAACUCUGAGAGGCUUUAUGAAUACAGGUCCAGAUAUCUUUCCUUCUAUCUGUUACUUUCAGAGCGAAUCACUGGUUGUGUGUGACGUUGAUGGAGACCUAGUUAAAAAGCUACGGGAGUUCCGCUUCCGGAAGGAGACUAACAAUGCUGCUAUCAUCAGUAAGUAUCCUCUUAAUCCCAAAUCUCAGUAAGUAUCCUCUUAAUCACAAAUCUCAGUAAGUAUCCUCUUAAUCACAAAUCUCAGUAAGUAUCCUCUUAAUCACAAAUCUCAGUAAGUAAACUAUUAAUCACAAAUCAGUAAGUAUCCUCUUAAUCACAAAUCAGUAAGUAUCCUCCUAAUCACAAAUCAGUAAGUAUCCUCCUAAUCAUAAAUCCAUAUCCUCCUAAUCAUAAAUCAGUAAGUAUCCUCCUAAUCAUAAAUCAGUAACUAUCCUCCUAAUCACAAAUCAGUAAGUAUCCUCCUAAUCAUAAAUCCAUAUCCUCCUAAUCAUAAAUCAGUAAGUAUCCUCCUAAUCAUAAAUCAGUAAGUAUCCUCCUAAUCAUAAAUCAGUAAGUAUCCUCCUAAUUAUAAAUCAGUAAGUAUCCUCCUAAUCACAAAUCAGUAAGUAUCCUCCUAAUCAUAAAUCCAUAUCCUCCUGAUCAUAAAUCAGUCAGUAUCCUCCUAAUCACAAAUCAGUAAGUAUCCUCCUAAUCAUAAAUCCAUAUCCUCCUAAUCAUAAAUCAGUAAGUAUCCUCCUAAUCAUAAAUCCAUAUCCUCCUAAUCAUAAAUCAGUAAGUAUCCUCCUAAUCAUAAAUCAGUAAGUAUCCUCCUAAUCAUAAAUCAGUCAGUAUCCUCCUAAUCAUAAAUCAGUAAGUAUCCUCCUAAUCAUAAAUCAGUCAGUAUCCUCCUAAUCAUAAAUCAGUAAGUAUCCUCCUAAUCAUAAAUAAUCUAAAGUUGAUAAUGUUGUUUUUGCUUCUACACACAUAUGGUGCUAGGGUCAAGUGCUUGGGAAGGAGCAACAUAUUGACUGUUGAAGAUCUGAGGAACAUUUUUCCUAAAUAUUUUUUUGUGUUUUCUCUUUCUCAGUGAAGAUUGACAAGGACAAGCAGCUUGUCAUCCUUGAUGAAGAACAUGAGGUAAGUUGCCAGAUUGGUUAUUGUAUGAUGACGUCAGUGUUAUAAGUGUCUUAUCCACACACCUCUUAUAGCAUCUUGUAUGAUGUAGCAUGGAACCUACUGUCGUAAAGUACAUAUUUAACCGUGCUUCUGCAUUGCUUGCUGUUUGGGGUUUUUAGGCUGGGUUUCUGUAUAGCACUUUGUGACAUCUGCUGAUGUAAAAAGGACUUUCUAAAUAAAAUGUGAUUUGAUUUGAACCUUGAUUUUCCUCUCUCUCAUCCUAGGAUAUUUCUCCUGAUGAUCUGAAGGAUGAACUGCCUGAAAGACAGCCAAGAUAUCCUUUCAUCUAUGCUGAACCAAAAUAGAUGCAAAAUUUUACUGAGUUACAGUUCAUAUAAUGAAAUCAAGUCAAUUGAAAUAAAUUCAUUAGGCCCUAAUCUAUAGAUUUCACAUGACUGGGCAGGGGCACAGCCAUGGUUGGACCUGGGAGGCCAUAGGCCCACCCACUUGGGAGCCAGGCCCAGCCAAUCAGAAUGGGUCCCCCCCCCCCCCCCCCCACCCACAAGUCUCCCAUUGGCAUGAAUGCGUGGUUUUUUUAAAAAGUGAACGUUUUGAGCACAGUCAAAUCGCUGCUAUCAUCUUUUUUAUUUUAAUCCUAAAAAUUCUCCUUAACCCCCUUGUGCACGUUUGUGGUGUAUAGCUACAAGUACCAACACAACGAUGGACGAGUUUCUUACCCCCUCUGCUUCAUAUUCUCUAGUCCAGUGGGUAAGAUAAGAUCCGGUCCUCAACAUCCCUGUAGCUACUAUAUCUGUAACCACACGUUUUGGCCCCAUUUUGUAAAAGAAAGAUUUAAUUCAGUCUGCCGUUUUUUUUUUUUUUUUUUUAUACCCGAUGAGGUCAUGGUAACUAAGGUUACCUUAUUAUUGGAUAGUAAGAUAUGUUGUUUUCGUUGGAAGUGAUUUAAGACAUGCAUAGAGCGGGUUUUAGUUUGACCCCCGUAGAGAGACAUAUCGUUGUAUUUCCUAAUUCUAUUUCUAUUUGUUUUGCCACGUCUCUUUUUCUCAGGAUGCAAACCCGAGCAGCAGAUGAUGUACGCUGGAAGCAAAAACAAGCUGGUGCAAACCGUCCAGUUGACUAAGGUUAGUGACCAAACUGUUUCUUUCAUCUUUGGAGCUCAAAGCUAUCUGGAUUUAGUAAUAACUAGUACUAAAUCCAUAAAUUAUAUUAGUAUGUGUUUACAUGAACUUGGCUUCAAGAUGUUGACCUUAUAGCUUGUGAAAAGGGGAGUUAUCAGUCUAAUAUCGUCUCCCCCUGUCAUUUCUUCCAGGUGUUUGAGAUCAGAAACACAGAGGACCUGACAGAGGAAUGGCUUAGAGAGAAGCUUGGGUUCUUCGGUUAAGACGAGGCCAUUUGGUGAUCUAGUGGACUGAAUGGUCUAGAGGAGGAACAAGACACUUGGGAAGAAAACACCAUACCUUACGUUUCCCUCCUCUAUGUACCUAUUCCCAUACAAUCUCCCUCUCCCCUUCAACAUGUGCCAGUUUCCUGUGUCUGUAUAGAAUUAACAUUACCACUCCUACUGAGGUGGACAGAGCAUUCCCUCUCCUACACGAGCAAAACUCAAGGAAAAUUGAAAGGAAUUGUCAUGGCGGCAAUUGCUUUUGAGUUUGAGUUUUGCUUGUUUAGUUUACAUAAUUAUGACUUGAUAGAUUAGAUUCUAACCACUUUUAUUUUUUUUGGUCCUAUUUUUAUUUAUUUUUAUACUGUAAUCAAAAGGAUGGUUCUGGAUAUUAAGAGGGGAGCUUUGAUUUGGGGAGCUGUUUUUUUUUCUUCAAAUUAAGUCAUAAAUAUAUGACUUGUGGGAGGAUCCUGGGUUGUGAAGAUAAUACACGACUUUGAUUCUUCUUUAUACAUUUUCAAGAUGGAAGUGCCUCAAGGCUUGAAGCACUUUUGACCUUAAUCACACAAUCAUAGCCAUACAUUUUACAUCCAAAUUCAAUGUAUCUUUGAUUAUGUUGUGUGGAAUUUCUCAUUCUGCUUAGAAAGGUAGGUCAGUAUAAAGAAAUAAAUUCAUUUUUCACUCACUGAUUUAAGUUUAUAUGACACAAGAUGACAACAAAGGAUCUUAAUCCAAAUUACAAUACUAUAAAAAAACAGCUAAAAUUCUAUUCACCAUCUGGUUUCUGGGUGUAUACGUUCUUAUUGCAGUUGUUCCGGGGUAAUGGAAUUAUUGAUGCUAUUGGUCGAUAAGUAACAUUUUAAGAGGCUGCAGACUGUUUUUGAGUGACACAAAGGACAGUUAGAUAUCUCUGUUCAUCUUUGUUUAGUGGAGAAUCAGUGUGAUUCUUAGUGAGACUUUGCAGUGAGGUAAUGUUUUCACCCCAAAUGGUACACUAUUCCCUACAUAGUGCACUACU